AGCCUGUUGAUUUAUCCCGUCGUUGCUCUUUUGGGACAUGAAGGAGAGCAGCAGCUGAUGAGAAGAGACAAAAGUCCGCGGUGAGGAGGCAGAAACGUGCUCGAUGCAUCCUUCUCACAGGGUCUGAAGAGGAGGAGGCACCGUGAGGACCUGCCGACCCCCGCCGACCCCCCACCCACCGUCCUCGACCCUCUCUCUCCGAGACUUUAUCUUUCAUUUUAUUUAUUCUUUAUUUAUUAUGUAUUUAUUUAAUAUGGGGCGAACCGUCCUGCUGACCCUCGUCGUCAUGUCCAUGUUGUUGUGCCAGGGGUUCUGCUCGGGCGUGUUCGAGCUGAAGUUGCAGGAGUUCCUCAACAAGAAGGGAGUGCAGGGCAACAGGAACUGCUGUAAAGGAGCUCCGGUAACGUCCUACCACCAGCAGCAGCAGCAACAGCAGCAGCAGCAGCAGCAGCAGCAGCAGUGUGACUGUCAAACCUUCUUCAAGAUCUGCCUCAAGCACUUCCAGCCCAACGCCUCCCCGGAGCCGCCCUGCACCUACGGAGCCGCCGUGACGCCCAUCCUGGGCUCCAACUCCUUCCAGGUCCCCGACGCCAUCCCCGAGAGCUCCUUCACCAACCCCAUCAGGAUCAACUUCGGCUUCACGUGGCCGGGGACCUUCUCCCUGAUCAUCGAGGCGUUCCACGCCGACUCCAAAGACGACCUCUCCACAGAGACCCCGGAGCGCGUCAUCAGCACCAUGUCCACCCAGAGGCACCUGACGGUGGGAGACGAGUGGUCCCAGGACCUGCACACGGGCGGCAGGACCGAGCUCAAGUACUCGUACCGGUUCGUGUGCGACGAGCACUACUACGGGGACGGCUGCUCGGUGUUCUGCCGACCCAGAGACGACGCGUUCGGCCACUUCACGUGUGGAGAGCGCGGAGAGAUUGUGUGCGACGCCGGCUGGAAAGGACAGUACUGCACGGAACCCAUCUGUCUGCCGGGCUGUGAUGAAGAACACGGCUUUUGCGAGAAACCCGGAGAGUGCAAAUGCCGAGUUGGUUUCAAAGGACGUUACUGUGACGAGUGCAUCCGUUACCCGGGCUGCCUACACGGGACCUGCCAGCAGCCGUGGCAGUGCAACUGUCAGGAGGGCUGGGGGGGGCUGUUCUGCAACCAAGAUCUCAACUACUGCACUCACCACAAGCCCUGCAUGAAUGGAGCCACUUGUAGCAACACGGGUCAGGGCAGCUACACCUGUUCCUGCAGGCCGGGGUUCACUGGCGCCAGCUGUGAGAUCCAGGUCAACGAAUGUGCUGGAAACCCCUGUCGCAACGGAGGAAGCUGCACGGAUUUAGAGAACACAUAUACCUGCACUUGCCCUCAUGGUUUCUAUGGCAACAACUGCGAGCUGAGCGCCAUGACGUGCGCAGACGGGCCCUGCUCCAACGGCGGCCGCUGUGCAGACAACCCUGACGGAGGUUAUUUCUGCCAGUGCCCUACAGGAUACGCAGGAUUCAACUGUGAGAAGAAGAUCGACCACUGCACCUCCGGACCCUGCUCUAACGGUGCUCGCUGUGUGGAUCUGGUCAACUCGUAUCUCUGUCAGUGUCCAGAUGGAUUUACUGGCAUGAACUGUGACCAAACCGGGGAUGAGUGUUCCAUGUACCCUUGCCAGAACGGCGGCACGUGCCAAGAGGGUCCAACUGGCUACACUUGCACCUGCCCACCAGGGUACACGGGUCGCAACUGUAGCUCACCCAUCAAUCGCUGCGAGCACAACCCGUGCCACAACGGCGCCACGUGCCACGAAAGGAACAACCGCUACGUCUGUGCAUGCGUCCCGGGCUACGGGGGCAGGAACUGCCAGUUCCUGCUUCCAGAGCACGCCGCCAUCCGGGGUUCGGAAGUUCCUUGGAUGGCCGUAGGAUCUGGCGUGGCCCUGGUGCUGCUCCUGUUGGCGGGGUGUGCCGUACUCGUUGGAUUUUUCCGAUCAAAAGCCCAGCGCGGCGGUCAAAUAGAGACUGUGGUAGAAACAGAGACAAUAAAUAACCUCACCAAUAAUUGUCACCGCAGUGACAGGGACCUGGCCGUCAACAUGAUGCCGACGUCCGGCGUCAAGAACAUUAACAAAAAGAUGGACUUUUGUAGCGCUGAUCCCGACGAAGGAUCAUCGCCGGGGAGAAGCGGCUUCAAGAGCCGCAAUCCUCCCGCAGACUACAACCUCGUACACGAGGUCAACUACGAGCAGGCGGCCAAGGAGGCCAUGCUGGAGCCAGCCUGCGAGGACAAGUGCCAGUCCCUGGACUCGUUUGAGUUCGAGGAGAAGCGCACCAAAGGUCUAAAAUGCGAUGCAUCAGAAAUCUCUGCCCCAGAAAUGUCUGCAUGUGCGGACACCAAGUACAAAUCUGUGUUUGUGUUGUCAGAGGACAAGGACGAAUGUAUAAUUGCAACUGAGGUGAGUUUCCGUCUUUAGCUAGCUGUCGCUGCUACGCUACGACUGUUUGCUCAAGGAGAACAACACUUAUUAACAACUUUUUUUUUCUCUCGUUCUCGUUCUUCUCCAGGUGUAACAAGGCCAUCGACGGGCUGCCUGUUGCUCAUUUGCUCUAUGGGAGAGUUUUUAUACUCCUUCAGAUGCUGCUCUAACCCUAGGGGGAGUUGUCCCGCCUUGAGACUGCUGCUGAUACUGAGACGUUUAACUGAUAUUCAGAGUGAGCUGGUUCUCUACUGGAAACUAAGUGCAGGAAGCGGCGGCCUGUGGGAUGAGAACUGGCAGGGGUUGAAAAAGAAAUAAUUAAAGUUUACAGUUUAAGUAAACGGCCACUUAGCUUUCUGUUUUGCCUUUUUAUUGGGGGGAGGGGGGGGGUGGGGGGGGAGAGUAGGGAUGAAAUAACAAUAAUAAUGAUAAUUAAAAAAAAUAUUUAUAAAGAUACGUGCCAUCACGUGGCGGCAACACGCGGUGUUACGAUUACUAGCCUUUUUGCAACAUUUGCACCCAGGCCUUUUCUCUAACCCACAUGCCGUUGGCGAGCGCAGGAACUGCAUCAAACGGUGGAUGUUCGGCCAUAGUGGCCUGUUCUUCAUGAGGCUGUUCACGUGGGCGGUGCACCCAUCACCACACCUGUGAAGACUGUAUGUAUACUUGAUCACUGUGUUAACUGAAGUGCGUUUUCUUCCCUGAAAGCCUCCAAACCGUUUUAAGACAUAGUAUUGUUCAUUUGUAACGAUCAUUUCUCUCUUGUCGGGGACAUGAAUUUUAUCUUCUUUGGGUCUUAAUUAAGAAAAAAAAAAAAGUUGCUUUUU
Messenger RNA from Cynoglossus semilaevis (tongue sole), 3285 nucleotides. RefSeq names its product deltaA (gene dla). Lineage: Eukaryota; Metazoa; Chordata; Actinopteri; Pleuronectiformes; Cynoglossidae. The coding region runs from base 239 to 2455 and encodes 738 amino acids. Gene Ontology annotation, molecular function: calcium ion binding. The transcript has 10 exons. Gene Ontology annotation, cellular component: cell surface; signaling receptor complex; plasma membrane. Gene Ontology annotation, biological process: Notch signaling pathway; cell communication; multicellular organism development. The record is from RefSeq and is a predicted model, not a curated record.